Messenger RNA from Saccostrea cuccullata (small rock oyster), 1710 nucleotides. RefSeq names its product ADP-ribosylation factor-like protein 3. The coding region runs from base 114 to 659 and encodes 181 amino acids. NCBI's taxonomy places the organism in Eukaryota, Metazoa, Mollusca, Bivalvia, Ostreida, Ostreidae. Gene Ontology annotation, molecular function: GTPase activity; GTP binding. Gene Ontology annotation, biological process: cilium assembly. The transcript is spliced from 6 exons. Gene Ontology annotation, cellular component: cytoplasm; microtubule cytoskeleton. The record is from RefSeq and is a predicted model, not a curated record.
AAAUGUUUGGGAACUCUUCUGUGAUGGAAAUAAAAAGAGUCUUUGGAAUUCUCAAUUGAAACGAGGCUGUGACGUCAUUCGUAGUAACAUAGGGAAGCCGACUAGCGUGGAAAAUGGGAUUAUUAGAUUUGAUCAGGAAGCUCAAGUCAAACCAAGAAAAGGAACUACGAAUACUUCUGCUAGGUUUAGAUAAUGCUGGGAAAACUACACUUCUGAAAAAGUUAGCAUCAGAAGAUAUCAGCCAUAUUACACCGACUCAGGGUUUCAAUAUUAAAUCAGUUGUUAAUAAAGGUUAUAAACUCAAUGUCUGGGACAUAGGAGGCCAAAGGAAAAUCAGACCAUACUGGAAAAAUUACUUUGAAAAUACUGAUGUUCUUAUAUAUGUAAUAGAUAGUGCAGACCAAAAGAGAUUUGAAGAAACUGGUCUUGAACUGUCAGAAUUAUUAGAUGAACCGAAGCUACAGGGAGUUCCAUUGUUAGUUUAUGCCAAUAAGCAGGACUUGCUACAAGCUGCACAGGCUUCAGAAAUAGCUCGGGGUUUAUCACUAGACACGAUUAGAGACAGGAAGUGGCAUGUCCAGGCAUGCUCAGCACAGACUGGAGAGGGAGUUCCGGAAGGCAUAGAGUGGAUGAGUCAGGCUAUAGGAAAGAAAAAAUAAAGUAAUUAGUGACCUAACUAUUUAACAGUGGACACAAACAAUGUUGACAGAUGAUGAACAGUUUCCACAGUGUAGAGGGACUGACAAGGUCAACAGAACCUAUGGGAAACUUGUGAAGUCAACCUCUCAUUCAUAUAUUUCUUGUCUGUCUAUUUAUUCCAUGUAUAUUUACAGUUUCUUGCUUCUGGUGACAAAGUUCUGUACAUGACUUUUCCCCCCAAAUUUGAAAAUAUGUCAGCAUACUACCAUUGGACUUUUUUCUUUUGUCAGUGUAAUAAUGUUAUCUUCUGUGCUUAUUGAUUAUGUGUCGGAUAACAUGUAUAUAUAUUUUUUGUUUUUAACAAAUUAAUUUAUGUGACUGUGAGAGAGUAUAUAUUUAGUAGAAACUGUAAUAUCUUUUCAUUUCUGUCAAAUAUGAUAAUUGUAUUAACACUGGAUGUACAAGGACAUUAUAAAAAUUCAAGGUUUUGAAUUUUUAUAUACUUUCAAAUCAAGAACAUUGAUUUUUCCUCUCCUUAUGAUAAUAUAAAUUCAUUUAAAUGUAAUGUAUACUUGUAAACAUUCAUGAGUGUGCCACAGUUGGUCAUGUAUGAGAGAUUAAAAGAUAAAAUUAAGAUAGGUUGACUUGUGGUCGAACAAGUGAUUUAGAAGAAUGAGAGAGAAAGAAAUAUGGAUGUAAAUAACAAAUGUUCACAUAUCAUCUUCUCAAUCAGGCAUUAGUCUGUAUUUUUACAUCAUUAUGCAGGUUGUAAAUGCACCUAGCAACUUUUUUUCAAUGGUGCAUUUUUUGGUGUAUCAUAGAGAACCGUCCAUUUUUUUUCCCUGAGAUCUGUUCAUAUGAAAUGAUUAUUUGCAUUUUUUGACAAACUUUAUAAGUGGGAUUGUGUAAAGUUCACAAAUUGAUGUAUUUUUUCCCCACAUUUGAAUGCUAAUUGUUUUCUUUAUAAUUUUACACAUUUAAUUUUUUAAACAAUUAAACAAGAGAUUUAUUUUAAAAUGUAUAGGAAGAAGUUACAACACAAUAUCUGCAUGAUAUAUAUACAAGUCAAUA